This is a messenger RNA of Saccharomycopsis crataegensis, 2097 nucleotides long. RefSeq lists its product as uncharacterized. NCBI's taxonomy places the organism in Eukaryota, Fungi, Ascomycota, Saccharomycetes, Ascoideales, Saccharomycopsidaceae. The coding region runs from base 1 to 2097 and encodes 698 amino acids. The record is from RefSeq and is a predicted model, not a curated record. The transcript has a single exon.
AUGGUACAUAAGUCCUAUUUGAGUCCAGAGAAACUUCUUCCUCUAAAGACGAUUAUUGCUUCAAUUACCGAUGAUUUGAACCCAAGUUUAGAAAGCGUUUUCCUACAAGGAAAAGAAUUUGUCUUUGCUGAUCUUCUCAAUUUCUCACUUGAUCUCCUUAAAGAUCGAAAGCCCAAUUACCACACCUUGCUUUGGUCUUUCAUUCUUAAUAAACUUUUGGUGAAGCUUGCUAUUGUGGUGAAUGGUAAUUUAUCUGUUACUGGUGGUCAACUAGCACAAGCAGACGGCUCAGACAACAAUCCCUACAAAAAUGUAUUCAACGAAGUAUUUGAACUUACUACUACUUAUUUGAUGAACUUGAAUACCGGAACUGCAGGGAAACACAGCACAAUUACUGCUAUAAGUCCAGCUGUUAAGCAUGGUGAGCCAAUUUUGUGCUAUUGUUUUGAAUAUUUUAGGAAUAUCGUUACAUUGUUGAAUGAAUUAGCGAUUAAAUUGGAAGCAACAGUGAAAGUUACCCAAAUGUAUGCAAAAGUCAUACUGCAUUAUAUUGGUGAUUUAAAUCUCAAACAGUUUACUCCGCUUUGGCCAAUUGUCCAGGUGAAUAGGUAUCAUCUUUUGGAGGACCGAGAUUAUGAUAGCACGGAAUACGACAUUGCCAUGGAAAAUAUUCGUGCUGUUACUGAUAUUGAUUUUAAGUUUUACAGCGUGAAUGUUUCCAACAAAAAAGUGUCUCUUUAUGAUGAGUUGGUUGAGUUUUAUUAUUUUGGUGCUUUGAAUUCAUUUCAUUCUGGUAAUUUUGAUGAAGCACAUUCACAAUUUGUUAUAGUUACUAGAAUAUUAGCUAUUAAUUCCAGAUUUAGGGUUGAAAUACCUGAAAAUAUUUUCGCUGCUUGUGGUUUUGAUGUUUCAAAUUUGCCUGUGUCUGAUUUGCUUAAUAAUAGGAGAAGAAAAACUCGUGGUUGCGGAGGACAAAUACCAUUGUCCCAAAUGAAUUUAAAUAAUGAAAAUAUUUUUAAUCUGAGUCAUUCGACGAAUAAUAGAGCUGCAGAGUUUGGAAUGACAGUCGAAGACAAGCUUGGCAGCAAAUAUUUUCAUAAAGGCACCAACAUUCUUGAAAAUGAAAGCCAAUUUUGGAGCCUAAUUCUAAAAAUUUCAGAAUUUCAUGAUAGUACAUCAUCUAGGACCAGUAGGAGACAGGGUAGAUUUAGCAACAAAGGCGAGGAUGCGGGUAUGAACGCGGGGAAUAAAGAGCGUGCGAAAGACGACAAUUUAAUUGAAGCCAGUAUCAACAAGAUUUUAAGUGAACACAAUGUUUUUAUUCACAACCGUGACUUAGUUUGCUUUGCAAUCCUUACCAAUUAUUUGGUACACCCGUCCUGGGGCGUAUUGGAAAGAAAUUACCAUAAAACAAAGCAGGAUACGGAUAAUAAUGAUAAUGAUAAUGAUAAUGACCAAUCUGAUGAAAGGUAUGAAACACUAUUGCACAAUGAAGAUAUGUUCAGUAAUUUUUUGACAUCCUUUGAAGCACACAAAUCAGAUAUGGAAUCGCGAAACGCUAGCCAAAACAAUACAGAGUCCCACAACACUAGUAAAAAUGACGCACAACACAAAUUAUUAUUUGACAUCAUAACUUGUUUAGUGAGUAGGGAUAUCAACACCUUCAUAAACAUAAUCUAUGAUAAUGCAGAUGAAAUCAAUCCAAGUCUUUUUGACAUUUUUAGCGGCGCACUUUUAGAUAAUUUCAUGGUAAAUUUUUUGACAUCUCAGGUUUCACACUACGGCACUCUACUGCGUGUCACUCUUAGUCAACUUGUUAUCAUUUUUAAUAAUCUAUCUACCCCCAUAGAUUGUUUAUGGGCUGAACUGAUCAGUGAGGACAUCGAAAUCAGAGAGAAGAAUAAUUUAAUUUGGGGCCUUUUACAAGGAUCCUUGAAAAAUCCUGAUAGCAUUUCAGAAGAAGAGAAAAAGAAAUUGUUGAUUGAUUUUCUUGAGGAUCAUGGACGUACUAUCGGUGAUUUAAAUGAGGAUAAUACCAUUCUUGAAUUCCGUUUUGGCUCAGCUAAAGAAAAUGCUAUGAGAUCUUUAAAAAGGUGA